Branchiostoma floridae (Florida lancelet) is the source of this 1920-nucleotide messenger RNA. Its product is annotated as serine/threonine-protein kinase PINK1, mitochondrial-like. The coding region runs from base 206 to 1876 and encodes 556 amino acids. Gene Ontology annotation, biological process: autophagy of mitochondrion; protein phosphorylation; positive regulation of mitochondrial fission. The record is from RefSeq and is a predicted model, not a curated record. Gene Ontology annotation, cellular component: mitochondrion. The transcript has 10 exons. NCBI's taxonomy places the organism in Eukaryota, Metazoa, Chordata, Leptocardii, Amphioxiformes, Branchiostomatidae. Gene Ontology annotation, molecular function: ATP binding; protein serine/threonine kinase activity.
UAUUUUGAGACCCAAACAACUCAAACUGCGUAGGAAGGUCGUCUUGUCGUUGUUGGGCCGUUUUCUUGGGCCCCUCGGGGGCUCCACGGCUUCACCGUAUAUUUUUUGACGUAGCAGGAAGAACUAAGAAGCCAAAGUGCCUGUCUCCGAGGUUUCGAGCUUCCUUGCGGGGAAGCUCGGGCCUGUUUUGUGGGCCCAGCCGGGGAUGGGGAAGGAGAGGCUGAUGGGCGUGAAGAACUUGGUGGAACGGGCUGUACAGCUGGCCCGUGGAGUUGCGCAGGGUUCUCGGCAGACCCUACACACCAUCCGCCACCGGGUGGAGCAGCGGGCGGGGCUACACCAGGCACCAGCCAGACACUCCCAGGCUAUCACUGUCUCUACAGCACAGCAACAAGCUUCAUCACUCUUUACUAGAGUGCUGCUGCCCAAACAGAUCAACAGCCUUGCUGCCACCCUGCGUAGAAGCGCCGCCUUGAGACUCCUGGCAUAUCGCAGCCCAGCUCAUAACCAGAUCCCCAUCUUUGCCUUUGUGGGCCUGGCCUAUGCCAGUGCCGUGUCAGGCAGUGAGACAGAAACUGAAGAACACUGUGAUUCUCUCUGCAAGGACAUCAGGGCGAUCUUCCAUUCUUUCACCCCCAAACUGAGAGGCUCUCCGUCACUACUGAAGACUGGUAAACAGUACAAGCUGGAGGACUUUAAACUAGGAGACUGUGUGGGACAGGGCUGUAAUGCUGUAGUGUAUGAGGCCAGUCUGAAGGAAGAUGGAAAGGGAAAUGUGGAAGAAACAGAAGAGCAAGAACAGCAUGGAGUCAGUCAGACCAUCCUGAGGGAGAUGAGACGGGAGGUGGUACCUGCCAGACAUGUCACUGUCAACGGGCGUGUCAUGGGCAGGGACUGGGAGAACGGGAACCGUGUGAAGAAGAAGAAGCGACUGCCGCCCCAUCCCAACAUCAUCGAGAUGCUGACAGUGUUUACAGACACGGUCCCCCUGCUGCCUGACGCCAUGCAGAACUACCCCGCAGCCCUACCCCCCAGGUUCAACCCCGAGGGAUUCGGCAGGAACAUGACACUGUUCAUUGUUAUGAAACGGUACCCAGUGACACUGAAGGAAUACCUGGAAACCAACACACCGAGUUCCAGGGUUGCCAUGGCGAUGGUUGCCCAGCUACUGGAGGGCGUGUCCCACCUGGUGGAUCAUGGGAUUGCACACCGUGACCUGAAGAAUGACAACAUCCUUGUUGAGCUCCAUGGAGACGGCUGUCCCAGACUGAUCCUGACAGACUUCGGCUGCUGCCUGUAUGACAAUAACAACAGUCUGCAGGUGCCCUUCCCCCACCCUGAACUGGACACACGGGACGGCAACUCUGCACUUAUGGCUCCAGAGGUGGCAACCGCUACCCCGGGGCCAGGAAGCUGUGUUGACUACACAAAAUCAGACGUGUUUGCAGUUGGGGCACUGGCCUACGAAAUCCUGGGCAUGCACAACCCUUUCUACAGUAGUGAAGCUGGCACCAGAUUGAACACCUGCACAUUCAGGGAAGCUGACCUGCCCCCACUGCCCGGCACUGUGGAUGAGAAAUUUUGCAACAUCAUAAAACUGCUACUGAAGAGAGACCCAAGACAGAGACCCAGUGCCAGAGUGGCUGCUAACAUGGUCCAUCUUCUACUGUGGGAUGGUGGUCACCUGACCAGUUCCAAAGAUCUGAUUGGUUGGCUUAUGCAGCUGUCAGCAGUAACAUUGCUAGAAAAGGUUAAAGGUCACAAAGCGAGAGGUCAAAAGUCAGAUGAAGUUGAACAUCUGCUGAGAAGAGAGUUUUUGUGUAAUGUGACAGUGGAGGAACUGAUGGAAGCUUUCUAUUUGUUCAGAUUUUGUUGAGCUUUUCGUUACGAUGUUAAAAACUAUAUUCUUCAUUUUCUCUU